Meriones unguiculatus (Mongolian gerbil) is the source of this 3264-nucleotide messenger RNA. It is a transcript of the gene Heyl, whose product is annotated as hes related family bHLH transcription factor with YRPW motif like. Gene Ontology annotation, biological process: anterior/posterior pattern specification; circulatory system development; regulation of neurogenesis. The record is from RefSeq and is a predicted model, not a curated record. The transcript has 5 exons. The coding region runs from base 148 to 1134 and encodes 328 amino acids. NCBI's taxonomy places the organism in Eukaryota, Metazoa, Chordata, Mammalia, Rodentia, Muridae. Gene Ontology annotation, molecular function: RNA polymerase II cis-regulatory region sequence-specific DNA binding; DNA-binding transcription factor activity, RNA polymerase II-specific; protein dimerization activity. Gene Ontology annotation, cellular component: nucleus.
GGGGGCGCCGGGGCGCUCCAGGCUGCGGUGCAGAGAAGGGCCCUGGGAAAGGGCGGCGUCGGCUCACGGUCCGGGGCGGGGCCGAGGCGGGGCCCAAAGACCAACUCCACGGUCCGCAGGGCUGAGACCCCGCAGCCAGCUCUCGCCAUGAAGCGGCCCAGGGCGCCCAGUGGCUCCGACGGAGAGUCUGAUGGACCCAUCGACGUGGGUCGGGAGAACGAUCUCAGCCAGAUGGCCGGGCCGCUGACCACCCCCAGCCCCUCGCAGAUGCAAGCCCGGAAGAAGCGCAGAGGGAUCAUAGAGAAACGUCGCCGAGACCGCAUCAACAGCAGCCUUUCUGAAUUGCGACGACUGGUCCCCACUGCCUUUGAGAAACAGGGCUCCUCCAAGCUGGAGAAGGCGGAGGUCCUGCAGAUGACGGUGGAUCACCUGAAGAUGCUCCAUGCCUCCGGUGGCACAGGGUUCUUUGAUGCCCGAGCCCUGGCUGUUGACUUCCGGAGCAUUGGUUUUCGGGAAUGCCUCACUGAGGUCAUCAGAUACCUGGGGGUCCUGGAAGGACCCAGCAGCCAUGCCGACCCUGUCCGGACUCGCCUUCUCUCCCACCUCAACAGCUACGCAGCUGAAAUGGAGCCCUCCCCGACACCCACUGGUGCCCUGGCCUUCCCUGUGUGGCCCUGGUCCUUCCUUCAUAGCUGUCCAGGGCUGCCUUCCCUGAGCAGCCAGCUUGCCAUUCUGGGAAGAGUGCCGGGCCCUGUCCUCCCCAACGUCUCCUCUCCCACUUACCCCAUCUCAGCCCUCAGGUCGGCCCCAGUGCACAGAGCUGCUGGCACCGUCCUGCCAGCCCGGCGGAAUCUGAUGCCCAGCCGAGGGGCAGCUCCUGCCCAGAGGGCACAUCCUCCUGAGAGGCCAGCCGCCCCUCCGGCCACAGCCCUCGCUGUCAGGGCUGCCAGGAGCAACCACGUGGUCCCCAUCCUGCCAUGUUCCUCCCCGGCAGCUCCUGGAGCUGGGAAACUUGCCGACAGUGUGUCCGCUUCCGUCUCCAGUCCAUCUCCUCUGGGGCCAACUGGGAGGUCAGUGGGGGCAGUGCUCUACCACUCCUGGGUGUCCGAAAUCACUGAAAUUGGGGCUUUCUGAGCUGACUCCCCAGAUCAUCCCUUAGGAAUGAGGAAGGAUCUCUAAAAAACGGUGCCGCCUUUUCCAAUUUGUCUUCUAGAAUGGCUUCUAUGCAAAGGCACCCCUCCUCACCCAUCCGGCCUCACCGCCAACCCUACCGCCCACCCGGUUCCCCUGCAGAGCUCAAAGCCUUAGUCUCAUUCCCCACUGGCACAGAUGAGUUAGAUGGUACCUUGUGCCCCCCUAGACAUUGUGAACCCAGUACACACAUGUACCUUGGGUCUGGGGUUGGAGCUUUAACUUUAAGGAUUCCCUAGCCAGAGGCAGGCUGUUCCCACGAGGAGGUGAGACUCCCAGUCAGGGGGACUGGUGGGAUUCGGCCAUCCCAGGCCAACGGGAUGAAAUGUGCUGUCUGCUCCACUUCCUGAAGACAGAAAUGAAGCAGAGGCUACUGAGAUGUCUCUGUCGUGGACCCCGUAACAGCGAAAACACAGGACAGAUCUGUUCUCCAGUGCAUCUAAGGCCUGCAGCUAUGGCCGUCCCAGCUUCAGACGCCCACAUGACCACCUGUUGGCUUAACAAGCCAGGCCAGGAUGAUUCUCCACAGCAGCAAAGCUCUGUGACAGGGUAUCCUUACUACCAGGUUUCCACAGUGCCAGGGCCGAGGGCAGCGGGAGAGCCCAGCUCCCUGUCUCUUGGGCACCAUGCUCCAGGACUAUGGCCCUUCCCACAGGGCUCUCAGUGGGACCUGUGGCCCCCGAUGGUGGCACCCACAAGAGGCAUCCUCUUGGGAUUCGGCACCAGACAUCUGAGCUGCCUGGUUCGCAUCCGGCUCCCAGAGCCCAGACUGCUGCCACAGCCAAGGGCUGUCAGGCUGGAUAAAAAUAACUUGGAGGGGGGGGGAAGAACAAUCAGAGGCGGCUGGGCUCUUCAAGGUCAUGCAGUGGGUCCAGGGCCUGAGAGCCUGCUCACCCAGAUUUCACACAGCUGGCUCUGCUCAGAGGGCAGCUCCGCCUCAGGCCACUCGCCUCUGAUGGGAAUACAUGGCCAGUGGAACAGCAGAGGCCGAACCAACACUUAAGGUUGCCCUAGCACUGGACAAAGUGUGGAAACCUUACUGUCCUCGUUGGUGGCCACCUGCUCCCCACAGUGCCCCCGAGGACCACCCAACGUGCCCACUGGAAGCACACUGGUUAAUCCCUGGCAAAGCCGAGACUGUGGGGACUUGGAACUGGUUAGUCACUGAUGCUUGGGCCGUGCUGAUCGUGAAAUGCUUUCAAGGUCACCCUGGACCCCAGCCCCAGCCUUUGAUAGAACCACGGUCCCCAUAGCUGUAAUAAGGAGCCUGUGGGCACAAAAUUAAAGUUUGCAAAAGCUGUGGAGUGAAAGGGUCAUUUCAGAAUAGUGGAACAGAGGCAAAGGUCACCUGAGUGACCCAGCAAGCGCUUCUGAGUAGGUCAAGAGGAGAUAAAGAGUCCCUUCACUCCCUAAUGAAAGCAAGGUCUUUUUUUCUUUUUUGAGACAGGGCUUCUCUGUGUAGCCCUCGCUAUCCUGGACUCGCUUUGUAGACCAGGCUGGCCUCGAACUCACAGUACUCAGUCUGCCUCUGCCUCCCUGAGUGCUGGGAUUAAAGAUGUGUGCCACCACGCCUGUCGAAAGCAAGUUCUUUGAUAUGGCUGUCACAUUGGACCCAUCUGAGGGUGUCCCCGUGGGUUACGGGCCCACUGAGAGAGACAGAUACAGGGACACUGGAACAUCCUGCCAGCUCCUGCGAGUGGGGAGAGGAGGUGGUAGAAGGCCCUGGGUAUUAGCCUCCAACAGCAGGCCUGCAGUUUGGCAAGCUCCUAGCCAGAGAUUCAGUGUCCACUCACAGCCUUGCCAUGGGAAACACAUUUCCAUGUUGCAGGUACUUGAACCGCAGAGCAGUCUUGACACCACAGAAAUGUGGCAGAAGCGGCUGGACCCUUUGGGCAUCCAUCCUGACUGGUUUUGGGUUUGUUCUCCCAGGAGACUGGGCAGGUGGCACCCACACCCAGCUGAGAAUUCUGGUCCCCUGUUUGCAACUUUUCUGGUGGCCCCCAACACUCUCAUCCCACUGCAAGGUGUUGCAGACCAGCAAUAAAGACAUUUAGUUCUGAAACUUCCACCAAA